AUGCGAUUAUUCCUGGCUUGGGUCACAGCUCUCCUGCUCGCCUGCCGAGUGCAGGCAGCGGCUGUCUUUGCCCAUUUCAUGGUGACAAAUUCGGCCAACUAUACCUCCAGUGACUGGGAAAAUGACAUGAAAUUAGCGCAAGAUGCGCACAUUGAUGCCUUUGCUUUGAAUAUGGCUUACAAUGACCCGACAAACACGAAAGCUCUCCCUGCUGCCUUUGCGGCGGCAGAUUCUGUCGGCUUCAAACUUUUCUUCUCGUUUGAUUAUGCUGGUAAUGGAGAUUGGCCGAUGAAAGAUGUCGUCAAAUUGAUCACCCAGUACAGCGCUCAUUCAUCGUACUUCUUCUACAAAGGACAAGCCUUUGUUUCCACAUUUGAGGGUCCAGAUCGAGCUAAGGACUGGCGCGUGAUCAAAAUGGCUACCAACUGCUUUUUCAUUCCGAGUUGGUCCUCCCUUGGAGCUAAGCCCGCUGUGGAGACAGGUGUCGUGGAUGGUCUCUUUAGCUGGGCUGGCUGGCCUUGGGGUGAUCAAGAUAUGAAUACCUAUAUCGAUGCAUCCUAUAUCCAGUACCUGGCUGGGAUACCGUAUAUGAUGCCGGUCUCACCUUGGUUCUUUACCAACUUGCCGGGCUACAAGAAAAACUGGAUAUGGCGAGGCGAUCACCUUUGGCAUGACCGCUGGCAGGAGGUACUUUAUGUGCAGCCCGAGUUUGUUGAAAUCAUCUCAUGGAACGAUUAUGGCGAGUCACACUACAUCGGACCCUUGUAUGGCAAAGCCAUGGAAGCAUUUGAGAUUGGCCAGGCCCCAUUCAACUACGUAACGGAUAUGCCUCACGAUGGUUGGCGAGCUACCCUACCAUACUGGAUCGAUAUGUAUAAACAGGGAUCGGCAGAGGUGACCCAGGAGAGUAUCAUUGCCUGGUAUCGACUGGCUCCUGCAGCAGCUUGCGGCAGUGGAGGCACUAGUGGCAACACUGCCUCGCAGUUGCAGAUUGAAUUCUCUCCGGCAGAGAUGGCUCAAGAUCGAAUCUUCUUCUCCGCUGUUCUGGGCUCUUUCUCUGGCGCCGUGGUCUCAAUUGGAGGGGAUGCCCAAACAGUAGGCUGGUCAUUUGUCCCAGAUGAUGAUGUCGGUGUCUACCAUGGCAGUGUCGCCUUUGGUGGUCGGACUGGACCAGUCACGGUGUCUUUGAUGCGCGAAAACGUCGUGAUCGCCACGAUUGAGGGCAAAGCCAUCUCUGGAAGCUGCACGAAUGGUAUCCAGAACUGGAAUGCCUGGGUAGGCAGUGCGAAGACAGGGAGCGCAGUGUCGGCCAGAACAAGUAUCCCGCUUUCCGAGCAAAAGUGUUCGAACGGGACUGGCACUUACAACUUUGCGGGUCUCUGUGGGUUCGCUUGCAAAUAUGGCUACUGUCCCCUAGGAGCUUGCACCUGCACAAAAAUGGGACUCGGCUUUAAAAAGCCGAAUUCGACCGGCGUGGUAGGAUAUCCGAUCCCAGGGGAAGAUGCAAGCUAUAGUGGACUUUGCAACUUUGAUUGCAAUCUCGGGUUCUGUCCCCCUUCGGCAUGUGGUACCGUGGAGGUCCCACUCUCAACGCCCUCUGUCUCACCAUUCUUACCUCCGGCAUGCACAGCAGGAACUGGCGCAGGCAAUCUGGCUGGCCUCUGUGAUUUCAGCUGUACUCAUGGCUUCUGCCCGAUGAAUGCUUGCACGUGUACAGGGCAAGGAGCAGUGAAUGUCAUGAAUCCCACGACCGACGUUACAGGUGAGGCUGACCCGGGGCAAGACCCAGCCGUCUAUGGCCCCCUGUGUGGAUACGCCUGUCAGCGCGGGUACUGUCCCGAAGGCGCCUGUGUAUCGCAUUCUGGAAGCUCCACUGGACCGGGGUCGGGCUCUGGUUCUGAUGGUGGUAGUAACGGCACGGGAGAUCUUUAUGUUGCCGCGUCUGUUGCCGAUUCAAAGUCAGGUUCUAACAUUGCUACUGGUAUUGCUCCACUGAAUAUCAUUGUCGCCCCCUCCACCUUGGAUUUCGAAACUGUAUUCUCUAUCGGACCUUUGGUGACUCCAAUCGAGGUGGCCUGGACUACAACCAAGACUGUGACUACUUCUGGGCAACCUACCGUCACUACCACAGUGACUCGCACUGUGCAGACCACGACCUUUACUAUACCUGAGAUCAGGACGAACCGAAUUCCGUGGUGGAAUUGGAAUAUCUCCGCAGCCGACGUCACACAUUCUUCCACAACACUGUUCCCUAGUUUUGCACUAGACCCAAUCGUGUUCAGAGACAGUCCAAACCCCCAGGAUACCACAAAUACCGUGACAGCCUAUCGUACUUUGUACCCUCCCCCUGGCCUUGGUCCAAAUCUUCUUUGUCUGUGGAGGUUCCGACCCCCACUAUCAAAUUUACUCACGGUAGUACCCCAGGUCCUACCUGCACGUCUGGCUGUGGAACCAAGUGCUAAUGAAAGCUGGGAGGACCCAGCGGAUCCUGAUCCCCCUACUAGCCAUUCCAAGUGUUCCGGCCCUGACUGUGAUGAUGAUGGUGAUUGCACUGGCCCAUACUGUGUGAAGAAGGGCUGCACCGGCACCGACUGUGACACCGAAAGCCAUGUCUGCCUUGGCUCCGACUGUGAGCGGACCGGUUGUCUUGGCAGUGGCUGCAAGUCUAAUGGCGUUUGUACGGACGGUACUAGCUGCCAGACAGUCGGAUGUUAUGGCAGCGACUGCAAUGGAUCUGGUUCCUGUCUGGGUCUAAGCUGUAUCUCCCUAGGCUGCAUUGGCCUUCACUGCACUCAAAGCACAGGAAAGUGUACCGGUUAUAACUGCAACAAGAUCACUUGCUCAGGCCCGAACUGUAAAAAUGGUCAAUGCAUAGGUAAAGGUUGCACGUCCGAAGAAAAUGACUGCGAAUCUGCCGAGGCUGAUGUUUGCACUGAAACCGUCUACUCCUCUAUGGUGACUUCUGCCUCAACCUACACCACUAAAACCUCCACCAGUUGCAAAACUAUCACCGCCUGUAAUGUUGAGGCAUCUACAGCCACCACAACCAUCUCAAGCGAAUCUGCAUACGUGAUUGUCACUUUGGAUCCCUACCCCGAUUAUUCUGUCAUGAAUGAUGCGGAAGCGACUAGUAUCCAAAAGUCGAUGGAAGAUAUGUUUGAAUCAAUUUGGGCUAGCACUUCCAGUUCCUCUCCUCCACCUACUAUACCCACCUCUGUCCCGAUCGGAGGCGACUGUGAUUUUGACGGCCAGUGCGAGGGUGACUGCCCCAAAGGCAAGAUCCUUCAAUGCGCCAAUCAAGGCGGCGGCGGAAAGUGCACUUGCAUGACCGACCAGAAAGUCCCGCCUUAUGGGACAAUGUGCCAGAGUGUCCAGGAUUGCACAAGAUCCUAUUACUGUGCACUUGGGGACACGAUGGUGUGCGAGGAACGGGACUAUUCCAACGGGGAACCGGUCUGUCUUUGUAUCAAAGAAAGUGGCAGUUGA
This is a messenger RNA of Penicillium concentricum, 3486 nucleotides long. RefSeq names its product glycoside hydrolase family 71 protein. Lineage: Eukaryota; Fungi; Ascomycota; Eurotiomycetes; Eurotiales; Aspergillaceae. Bases 1 to 3486 code for a protein of 1161 amino acids. The transcript is spliced from 3 exons. Gene Ontology annotation, biological process: mating projection tip cell wall disassembly. Gene Ontology annotation, molecular function: glucan endo-1,3-alpha-glucosidase activity. The record is from RefSeq and is a predicted model, not a curated record.